This is a messenger RNA of Nerophis ophidion (straightnose pipefish), 1328 nucleotides long. RefSeq names its product outer mitochondrial membrane lipid metabolism regulator OPA3 (gene opa3). Gene Ontology annotation, cellular component: mitochondrion. Lineage: Eukaryota; Metazoa; Chordata; Actinopteri; Syngnathiformes; Syngnathidae. Gene Ontology annotation, biological process: regulation of lipid metabolic process. The coding region runs from base 64 to 534 and encodes 156 amino acids. The transcript has 2 exons. The record is from RefSeq and is a predicted model, not a curated record.
CCAGGCGAUCACGUGAUAUCUACAAGCCCCGCCCCCUCUCGAUGUAAAAGCACUUCCGCCAAGAUGGUCGUCGGCGCCUUCCCCAUCGCCAAGCUCCUCUACCUCGGAGUGAAGCAGAUGAGCAAGCCCAUAGCGAACCGGAUAAAAGCAGGAGCCCGGAGCAGCGAGUUCUUCCGAAGCUACGUUUGUUUGCCGCCAGCACAGCUUUACCACUGGAUCGAGAUGAGAACAAAGAUGCGUAUCAUGGGCUUCCGGGGGUCCACCAUAAAGCCGCUGAACGAGGAGGCGGCGGCGGAGCUGGGGGCGGAGCUGCUGGGAGAGACGGUGGUCUUCCUAGUGGGCGGCGGGUGCAUGGUGCUGGAGUACAGCAGGCAGGCGGCCAACUCGCGCCGCAAGGAAGAGGAGCUCAGCGAGACCCUCAGUGGCCUCCAGACUCAAAUAGCAGAGCUGACCUUCACCACAGAGACGCUGAGCGCUCAGCUGCGAGAAGUCAACAGGCAACUGCUCUCUUUCCCCACACCCACUAAAAAGUGAUCUGGACACCUUCUCGCCACACUUAAAGCCUGAUGUGAUGGCGGCCACUCCGCUCACGGAAUAUUCUGUUUUCUUGUGGAGGGAAGAUGGCUGCGUUUUGUAAUCAAGUCACAUGUGGAGCGACCACGUAGAACUGCUGUGAUGUUCAUGGUGUGUUCAGGGUCUCCAUGUUGUUGAGGGUCUCCAUGUUGCAUGCUCACUACAAGAUGGACUCUGUAACGCCUUCCAAAGUAAUAUAUUUGAUAACAGCGUUAACCUGAGGGGGCUUCAUUUGUCUUUGAAGUUCAAUGUUGUCCAAUCUUUGAUGUUCAAUAAUGUCCAAUUAUUGAUGUUCAGUAAUAUCCAAUUAUUGACAUUCAAUGUUGUCCAAUCAUUGAUGUUCAAUAUUGUCCAAUCAUUGACGUUCAAUAGUGUCCAAUCUUUGAUGUUCAAUAUUGUCCAAUCUUUGAUGUUCAAUAUUGUCCAAUCAUUGAUGUUCAAUAUUGUCCAAUAAUUAAUAUUACAUUUUCCAAUCAUUGAUGUUCAAUAUUGUCCAAUCGUUAAUGUUCAAUGUUGUCCAAUCGUUGAUGUUUAAUUUUGUCCAAUCAUUGAUGUUCAAUAUUGUCCAAUCAUUGACGUUCAAUAUUGUUUAAUCAUUGACGUUCAAUAUUGUCUAAUCAUUGACGUUCAAUGUUUUCCAAUAUCGGUAUGAAUUUCAGUCAAAAUCACUGUUAACACCAUGAAGGUUUAAGUGAUCAAUGAAAGAUUAUAGGUAAUAGUGUAAGCUUUAAUAAAUGAAAUCAAAUAUUUUUGAA